Messenger RNA from Dimorphilus gyrociliatus, 750 nucleotides. The record is from the annotation of a GenBank genome assembly. NCBI's taxonomy places the organism in Eukaryota, Metazoa, Annelida, Polychaeta, Dinophilidae.
UAUAUAUAACAAAAAAAAUAAACGAGAGUGUGACAAAAUCAUAAAAACUAAAUUAUGGCCAAACAAUUUGAUAUUGUCGUUAAAUUACUCUUAGUAGGAGAUUCAGGAGUAGGUAAAACUUGCAUGAUUCAACGAUUCGCUAAUCAUAACUUUCGAAAGGAUUAUCAUUCGACUAUAGGAAUCGAUUUUCAAAUGAGAAACAUCGACUUAGAUGGUCAGCAAGUUCGUGUGCAGAUAUGGGAUACAGCCGGCCAAGAACGCUACGAAUCUCUAACGAAACAAUAUUAUAGAAGGGCUCAAGGAAUAUUUCUAGUCUAUGAUGUUUCCAACGAAAAAAGCUUUCGAAACAUUGCAAAAUGGUUUAAGAAUGUUCGAGAGUGCGCUAACGAAGACGUGGCCUUAACCUUAUUGGGUAGUAAAACUGAUCUUGAAAGGGCAGUAACCGAAAGCCAAGGCAAAAAGCUUGCCGAAAAAUUAUCAAUACCUUUCUUUGAGACUAGUAAUGUUAGUUGCGAGAAUAUAGAAGAAGCUUUCAUCUCAAUGACUAAGCUGGUAUUGCGUAAUAGAAAACACGAAUACGAUGCACUGCAAUUACACAGAAGAGAGAGUAGCACUGAAUUUGUCAGUCAGUUAUUGACGAAUGAGCACCAAACGAAACCUUGUUGUGAUUAGUAAUAUUUAAAAAAAGAACCAUCUUUGUUCCAUUAAAUCGAGUUAAAUCAAUAAAUAAACGAAAUUUUAAGUAUUUUU